AGUAACUAGGCUCAACUCCCACAGAUCCUGUGAGACAAUUGUGUUUGUGUACAGACUUGUAUGUAUUUGUGUAUACAUUAAUAAACAGUUGCUGUUUUAUUAAUAAUGACAUUUUCCUAGUUACCUAGUGUUGCAUUAACUUUUCCUAGGGAGAUGCGAACAAACGUUUAUUCAUCCCAGAUAGGGCAACAAGGACAGAGCAAAGUACGAUUCUACUAAAGUCCAACUUGGCGAACCACACUAAACAAGAUUGGUGAUGAAAUGGAGCCCGGAACAAACUCUUUUCGAGUAGAGUUUCCAGAUUUUUCCAGCACCAUUCUGCAGAAGCUAAACCAGCAGCGCCAGCAAGGACAGUUAUGUGACGUCUCCAUUGUUGUCCAAGGCCACAUUUUCCAUGCACACAAAGCCGUUCUUGCUGCCAGUUCACCCUACUUUUGUGACCAAGUACUCCUAAAAAACAGUAGGAGGAUUGUCUUGCCUGACGUGAUGAACCCGAGAGUGUUUGAGAACAUUCUCUUAUCCAGCUACACAGGGCGCCUUGUGAUGCCUGCUCCAGAAAUUGUUAGUUACUUAACAGCAGCCAGCUUCCUCCAGAUGUGGCAUGUGGUGGACAAGUGCACUGAGGUCCUGGAGGGAAACCCCACAGUCCUGUGUCAGAAGCUGAAUCACGGCAGUGACCACCAGUCUCCCAGUAGCAGUAACUACAAUGGCCUGGUCGAGAGCUUCGAGCUGGGCUCUGGGGGGCACACUGAUUUCCCCAAAGCCCAGGAACUGAGGGAUGGUGAGAACGAAGAGGAGAGCACCAAAGAUGAGCUGUCGUCUCAGCUCACUGAGCAUGAGUACUUGCCGAGUAACUCCUCCACAGAGCAUGACCGGCUGAGCACGGAGAUGGCGAGCCAGGAUGGGGAGGAGGGGGCCAGCGACAGCGCUGAGUUCCAUUACACCCGGCCUCUGUACAGCAAGCCCAGCAUAAUGCCUCACAGGCGCUGGAUCCACGUGAAGCCUGAGCGCCUGGAGCAGGCGUGGGAGGGCAUGGAUGUGCACGCGGCCUACGACGAGCACCAGGUCACCGAGUCCAUCAAUACCAUGCAGACGGACCACUUGGUCCAGCCUUCAGGGGUGGAGGAGGAGUUCCAAAUUGUGGAGAAGAAAGUGGAAGUGGAGUUUGAUGAGCAAACAGAGGAGAGCAACUAUGACGAGCAGGUGGACUUCUAUGGCUCCUCCAUGGAAGAGUUUUCUGGAGACAGAGUGGAUGGGAAUCUAGUUGGGCAUAAACAGGAGGCUGCAGGCUACAGUGAGAACGUUGAAAUGGUGAUGGGCAUAAAAGAAGAGGCGUCCCACUUAGGAUUCUCAGCCGCUGACAAGCUAUAUCCUUGUCAGUGUGGGAAAAGUUUCACACACAAGAGUCAGCGAGAUCGACACAUGAGCAUGCACCUCGGUCUCCGCCCUUAUGGCUGUAGUGUCUGCGGUAAGAAAUUCAAAAUGAAGCACCAUCUCGUGGGCCACAUGAAAAUUCAUACAGGCAUAAAGCCCUACGAGUGUAAUAUCUGUGCAAAGAGGUUUAUGUGGAGGGACAGUUUCCACAGGCAUGUGACUUCUUGUACCAAGUCCUAUGAAGCUGCAAAGGCUGAGCAGAAUACAACUGAGGCUAACUAAAAAUAGGGUCUGGCCCUUGAGUGGCAUGCACAAAAAUAAACUAUGGUAAUUAAUGCAAAUCUGGGCACAGAUGAUGCGUGCCACUUGCUAUUAUGAGAGAAGCUUAAAAAAAAAAGAUAUUUCUGAAAAGACCAGCUCUAAGUAGGCCAAUUAAAAAAUUUAAUUUCUCAAAUUUGUAUGUUCCUGUCCUAGCCUAGAGUGGAUGAUGGGAAUAAGUUCACCCAGUGCCCAGCUGGCAAUACAACCCUUUCAGCUUGCAGCGCUGAAGGUAGGUGGACUUGGUGGCAGACUCUAACCCACCAGCUCUACUCAGGUGGCAGCAGUUUUCUCUCACUCACUGUCCUGAGGUCACGUUGCAUUUUAUUUUCCCCUGGUAGCUACAGGGUCCUGGGUUUUGCUUUGGUAGCGGCGUCACUGCAUGCUGCUCCCCUCAUGGACGGCUACAGUAACCCGACUCCUGGGCUGAGAUUGAACAGAGCUCUCUUGUCUAGUUUCAUACUUUCUACAGGUUCUAGCUAAAACUGUCACAAUGUUAGAUAGAUCUUCUGAGUCUGAAACAGGUGACACUGUCAUAGUGCUGCAAACUUUUUGUUUUUCUUCUGUGCAUUGGUGUUUUGUCUGCAUGUAUGUCUGUGUGAGGGUGUUGGAUCUCCUGGAACUGGAGUUACAGGCAGUUAUGAGCCACCAUGUGGGAAUUGAACCUGGGUCCUGAAAGAACAAUCAGUGCUCUUAACCACUGAGCCAUCUCUCCAACUCUGCUGCAGGUAGUAGGUUUGAGCUGUUGUGUCUCCCGUUAAGUCUGUGGGUGCCAGAGAUACGUGUUUCUAGUUGGUGUGUUGUCUUAAGGUCCCUCAUUUAAUGGCAGGAGACAGCCAGCCUGUAGCACUGUCCUGUGGCUCCCCCUGCCUUAGAUCAUGGUGCUCCCCAACACGGACAGCCAGGGACCACACACAGCUCAUGGGACCAAACCAGAAUGUGUGCCUAAGACUUCACCUGUGAGCAAGGCUCUCCCAUGCUCAGUGUGUGAGAGGCAGCAGCUUAUAAACGGGCUGCUUGAGAGAGAUUCUCAAAAAAGCACUCGUGUGGGG
Acomys russatus (golden spiny mouse) is the source of this 2744-nucleotide messenger RNA. It is a transcript of the gene Zbtb43, whose product is annotated as zinc finger and BTB domain containing 43. The record is from RefSeq and is a predicted model, not a curated record. NCBI's taxonomy places the organism in Eukaryota, Metazoa, Chordata, Mammalia, Rodentia, Muridae. Bases 262 to 1656 code for a protein of 464 amino acids. The transcript has 2 exons. Gene Ontology annotation, biological process: regulation of transcription by RNA polymerase II. Gene Ontology annotation, molecular function: DNA-binding transcription factor activity, RNA polymerase II-specific; protein binding; RNA polymerase II cis-regulatory region sequence-specific DNA binding.